AGUCUGUCAGUCAGUUGGCUGUUGUGAGUCGACGCGAACGCAACGGACACAAUAAUAAAAAUUGUUUCACAAAUUCCAAUAAAAGCGAACUAAAAUUGUUUAACAAAAGUGGUGAUGUGUGUGCCUCAAAAUAAAAGCUAUUAAAAUACAAAUCAAAUCGGAAUCAUCGCUCGCCACGGUUCUCAAUUUGCAGAAUAUUGUUGUGUUUUUAUAAUAGUUGUGCCAGAAAUUAUUAUCUACUCGUAUCUUUAAUGUUUCCGAACACCCUGCAGCUGAAAUUUCGAUAGGGCUGAAGAGUAAGCCAAUUAAAAACGAACGAAACGAAAUUAGUCAUCCUUUGCCUAAUUUAUACAUAGAAUUCAAAACAGAAAAACAGACUGAAAUAAGAAAUAAAACAUGUAUUUGAAUUGUUUUAAAUUCUUUUGGCUGAUAACGGUUUUAUUAUCACUGAACGAUUGUACAGCUGUUGAAAAGAAUUGGAAGUGCAAUAAUUCCAAUCUCUGCCAAUUAGACCCAUUAAGCGAUGAAUCAAAAACUCCGAGUUUUGAAAGCCAAAAGGAUUGUAGAAUGUCAUGUGGGCGAUAUGGUGCAAUUUGGCCAAUGCCCACUCAAGAGUGUACCAUUGCUCAUGAGAGGGUCUAUUUUGAUCCAUUGAAAGUAAGAUUCAAUGUAGUUGCACCAAAUGCACAAACAUCGCAGUUCAUUCGUGAAACAAAUCGAAUAUUUGUAAGUAAUGCACUGAAAGAAUGCAUUCGAAAUUGCACAUUGGCUCAUAGCAAAGAAAUUCUGGUUAAAACAACUGUCAACUCUACAAGCUUAGAUUUAGACUGGGACACAGAUGAAUCUUAUACUUUGAACUUAAGAACUACAGAAAUGGCUACUUUUGUGGAUAUCAGAGCCAGGACUAUUUUUGGAGCCCGACAUGGUUUAGAGACAUUGAGCAAUUUAAUAACAGGUGGAUUGGGGAAUGGUUUAAUAAUGGUUGCCGGAGCUCGAAUUCGUGACCGACCAAUGUUUUCACAUCGGGGAUUAUUGCUAGAUUGCUCGAGAAAUUAUAUUCCAAUGCGAUUUAUAAAAACUACUUUAGACGCAAUGGCUGCGUCUAAACUUAAUGUCUUCCACUGGCAUGUCACAGACUCUCAGAGUUUUCCGUUGGAGAUCACAAGAAUUCCAGAGCUACAAAGGUUCGGAGCUUACACACCCGAGCAUGUUUACAGUCGCACUGAUAUACAAAACCUUAUUAAAUACGCCAAAAUCCGGGGUAUACGAGUGCUUGUUGAAAUCGAUGGACCGUCACAUGCUGGAAUGGGGUGGCAAUGGGGUCCUAUGGCAGGUUUAGGUAAUCUGACAGUCUGCAUGAACAAACAGCCAUGGCGUUCAUAUUGCUAUCAACCACCCUGUGGUCAACUUAACCCAGUAAAUGAUAACAUCUAUGGUUUGCUGAAAGAAGUUUUUGAAGAUAUCGCCGAGUUUAGCUCCCCGGAAGAAACCAUUCAUAUGGGCGGAGAUGAAGUCUUUAUUCCAUGUUGGAAUGCAACUGACGAAAUUGUACAAAAAAUGCUCAAAACAGGUUACGAUAGAAGUGAACUGAGCUUCUUGAAGUUAUGGGCUGAAUUUCAUGUGAAAAAUCUUGAAUCUUGGGACGAUGUUAAUCAGAGGCUGCAUCCAAACCUUCAAGUUCCGAAACCAGUUAUAAUAUGGUCAAGCCAUUUGACAGAUCCUUCCCUUAUAGCUGGUUUUUUACCAAAAGAAAGAUAUAUCAUUCAGACUUGGGUUGACUCUUCGACGACCUUAAAUAAGGACCUUCUCUCGAUGGGUUAUCGAAUUAUUGUUUCGACAAAAGAUGCUUGGUAUUUAGACCAUGGGUUCUGGGGCAAAACCAACUAUUAUAACUGGCAGAAAGUAUAUGGAAAUCAACUGAUUCGAGAGCCAAAUAUGCUGGGUGGAGAAGUGUGUAUGUGGAGUGAAUACGUUGAUGAAAAUUCCUUGGAUAGCCGCGUAUGGCCCCGAAGUGGAGCAGCGGCGGAGAGACUUUGGUCAAAUCCUAAGAUAUCAGCAAUGCUGGUAGAACCAAGGUUUUAUCGUUACAGGGAUAGAUUGAUUGCACGGGGUGUAAGGCCGGAUGCGGUCACACCUAAGUGGUGUGUGCUUCGUGAGGGUAAUUGUUAUUAGACGAAGGACAUGAUGCCGCAAAAACUUUCACCAGGUUUAAUGUAUCUUAAAAUUGACUUUUGUUCAACGGAAACUUGAAAAAGAAAUUUGAUCGACACGUUGGAAAAUAGUAAUGUAAAUUGUUUUAUCUGCCAUUUGAGAAGUUGAAACUUAAAAGUUAACCAACCAGUUUUGUUGGUACGUUGGUAUAUUUUCGACAAAUUACAGACGAUUUGUCAGAAUUAGUUUUUGAUUUGCGAUCUGUUUUUAAUGUAAUGCAAAUAUAUACAUAUUUAUCUAUGCAGUACAAAAAGAAGCAGCUUGAAAGUCAAAAACUUAAAAAAAUGAUAAGUUUGCUUAAUUAACUUCUUCGUUUUUUUGAAGUUAAAAAAAGAUAAAAGUUAAAAAAUUAAGCUGUCAGCUUUACACAAUUGCUCAGGUCAGUAGAAAAAUAAAACUGAAAUUAUGUUCAACUUUUCUUGAAAAAAUCAUCUUAAAAAUGCAUAAAUUUUUAUAAAAAUCUCAAUGUUGAAAAUUACUCGAAAUGCAAGAUUUUCAGUAGGUCGUCUAACUAUAGUUAUUUUUAAAAAUUAUUUUCAUUUAUUUUUAUAUUUAGUUUAGUAUAGUUUUUCUUCGGAAAGAAAGCUAAGUAAAGGCACAAAGACUAUAAUUUAACGCAAAUUACAUUUUAUAUCUAUUUACUUGAUUAAGAAUUCAUUGUAAGCCAAUAAAAGAUACAAAAACUGUCGAAAAAA
Eupeodes corollae is the source of this 2906-nucleotide messenger RNA. RefSeq names its product chitooligosaccharidolytic beta-N-acetylglucosaminidase (gene Hexo2). Gene Ontology annotation, molecular function: beta-N-acetylhexosaminidase activity. Gene Ontology annotation, cellular component: membrane. NCBI's taxonomy places the organism in Eukaryota, Metazoa, Arthropoda, Insecta, Diptera, Syrphidae. The transcript has 7 exons. The coding region runs from base 397 to 2172 and encodes 591 amino acids. The record is from RefSeq and is a predicted model, not a curated record. Gene Ontology annotation, biological process: carbohydrate metabolic process; ganglioside catabolic process; glycosaminoglycan metabolic process.